Symbiodinium pilosum is the source of this 588-nucleotide messenger RNA. The record is from the annotation of a GenBank genome assembly. NCBI's taxonomy places the organism in Eukaryota, Dinophyceae, Suessiales, Symbiodiniaceae.
AUGGCAGCACCAAAUGGCCAAGUCUUGGACUUGUGGCGAAAUGGAUCCAAAGAUGCAAUCUCAGCUGUCGAGCUUAAGGCUCUGUUGGCUGAGAUCCGGGAUGCAUCCGACGAUCCGAAAUACUGGGAGGAAGUAAUGCAGGCUGUGCCCUGCGAAGGAGGCUUCGGCUUAAGCUUGGCCGAGGUGGCGGAGAUGGGGCAGCGCUUCCCUCGUCAUGACGUUCUGCAUGGGUACGGCUCCAUGCUAUCUCUGAUAGUCUUUCCAGCAGAUGUGAAGCAGGCCUUAGAAUUGGAUACAGCCUUCAAAGCUGUCGCCGGUGCUGGGGACGAGUUCCAUGUGCACGGAGCCAACGUUUCCUUUUGGGGCGAGCCUGCGCCCCUUGAGUACGCUCACUACGGGGGCGACCUCCGAGCAGAGGAUGCUGGACUGUCUUCACGGGGCCUCGCUGCCGCUUUGAUUAGCGUGACCGAGAACUUCACCGUGGCAAAGGUCUGGGAGGAGGCGCCGGUCAGAAGCUUGGCACAACAGACCUUGGACUUCAUUCUCCACACUUACCACAAGGAGAGCGAAGAGCAGCAGGAGCUUUAA